Messenger RNA from Gracilinanus agilis (Agile Gracile Mouse Opossum), 573 nucleotides. RefSeq names its product WAP four-disulfide core domain protein 5-like. Gene Ontology annotation, molecular function: peptidase inhibitor activity. The transcript is spliced from 3 exons. The coding region runs from base 1 to 573 and encodes 190 amino acids. Gene Ontology annotation, biological process: innate immune response; antibacterial humoral response. Gene Ontology annotation, cellular component: extracellular region. The record is from RefSeq and is a predicted model, not a curated record. Lineage: Eukaryota; Metazoa; Chordata; Mammalia; Didelphimorphia; Didelphidae.
AUGAGAGCCCAAGGUCUCCUUCUCCUGGCAGCACUGUUGGUCCUGGGCAGCGAGCUGCCUGGUGCAGAAGGCCGGAGGAAGGGUGAGAGGUCAGGGGGCUGCCCACCAGAUGACAAAGCCUGCCGUCCAGGCGGCCUAAACCAGUGCCUGAUGGAUAAACAUUGCCCACGGGGCGAGAAGUGCUGCCUGCAUUCCUGCUUCCUCCAGUGCAUGCCCAAAGUCAAUGUCAAGUUGGGCCAGUGCCCCACAGACCCACUGCAAUGCCUCAGCGCCACCCAGCACCUGUGCGAACAGGACAAGAACUGCUCUGGCUUGAAGCGAUGCUGUCAGACAGCCUGCGGUCGAGACUGCAGGGACCCUGCCAGAGGUGCCUCUCUUACCCCACAGAGGAGAAAGGGUCCUUGGCCUGGUUUCUCCUCCCCAGGGCUGCUAACAAUGGCUGGCCAGUGGGACUUUCUCACAACAGCUGGGGUUGGCGGGGGAGUAAAGGGCCAAACGGGGCAUUUCCUUGGGGGUGAUGAGAGCCAUGCCCAGAAGCCUGGGGUUGGCCCGUGGUGGAGGGGAAAGCCAUAG